UGCCCCGUGUGCGUGUGGCGGCAGCACAGCCGCGAGCUGCGCCUGGAGAGCAUCAAGUCGCAGAUCCUGAGCAAACUGCGGCUCAAGGAGGCGCCCAACAUCAGCCGCGAGGUGGUGAAGCAGCUGCUGCCCAAGGCGCCGCCGCUGCAGCAGAUCCUGGACCUGCAUGACUUCCAAGGCGACGCGCUGCAGCCCGAGGACUUCCUGGAGGAGGACGAGUACCACGCCACCACCGAGACCGUCAUUAGCAUGGCCCAGGAGACGGACCCCGCAGUGCAGACAGAUGGCAGCCCUCUCUGUUGCCAUUUCCACUUCAGCCCCAAGGUGAUGUUCACAAAGGUACUGAAGGCCCAGCUGUGGGUGUACCUUCGGCCCGUGCCCCGCCCAGCCACAGUCUACCUGCAGAUCUUGCGACUGAAACCCCUAACUGGGGAAGGGACUGCAGGGGGAGGGGGUGGAGGCCGGCGUCACAUCCGUAUCCGUUCACUCAAGAUUGAGCUGCACUCGCGCUCCGGCCACUGGCAGAGCAUCGACUUCAAGCAAGUGCUUCACAGCUGGUUCCGCCAGCCACAGAGCAACUGGGGCAUCGAGAUCAACGCCUUUGAUCCCAGUGGCACAGACCUGGCUGUCACCUCCCUGGGGCCGGGAGCUGAGGGCCUGCAUCCUUUCAUGGAGCUUCGAGUCCUAGAGAACACAAAACGGUCCCGGCGGAACCUGGGCCUGGAUUGUGAUGAGCACUCAAGCGAGUCCCGCUGCUGCCGAUAUCCCCUCACAGUGGACUUUGAGGCUUUCGGCUGGGACUGGAUCAUCGCACCUAAGCGUUACAAGGCCAACUACUGCUCCGGCCAGUGCGAGUACAUGUUCAUGCAAAAGUAUCCACACACCCACUUGGUGCAACAGGCCAAUCCAAGAGGCUCUGCUGGGCCCUGCUGCACCCCCACCAAGAUGUCCCCAAUCAACAUGCUCUACUUCAAUGACAAGCAGCAAAUUAUCUACGGCAAGAUCCCUGGCAUGGUGGUGGAUCGCUGUGGCUGCUCCUAAGGUGGGGGACAGUGGAUGCCUCCCCCACAGACCCUACCCUGAGACCCCCCAGCCCUGCCCCUCCCCCCAAGCCCUAGCGCUCCCUCCACCUCUUCCCAUGAACAUCACACCUUGUUCCCUUGACCAAGCAGUGUGCAAUACAACAGAGGGAGGCAGGUGGGGACUGAAGGGUGAGGGGUUGGGAGAAAGGGAGAGGGGCACGGUCAGGGUAGUGUUUGAGGUUUGCAGGUAAGAAGGUUUGGCAAGAAGAUAGAGAGAUGUAGAGACAAGAGGGAUUGAGACAGAGGAACAAACAGCAACACUGAGAAGGCAAAGGAAUAGAGAGGCAGAAGAGACAGACUAGGCAGAGACAAACACUGAAAGAGACUGAAAUGGAGUAAUAAAUGAAAGCCCCACACCAAGCCUCCUUUCUUCUACUGGCAAGGUGAGGGGCUUGGUAGUUUGGGGAGAACCCCUGACUACUCAGUAGGAGAGGAAAUCUAUCCAUUCUUAGCUUCUUCCCUCUCUUCCUCCAGCCAUGGCAGGGGAAGGGAAGUGAAGGCAGGGGCAAAAGGAUUUGGGAAUUUUAUUUAUUUAUUUAUUGUGACUUUUCAUUUUUUGGUAUUUGGCUUUACUGGAAUAGGAGGGCCCCUGCCCACUAUGCCCCAUUUAUCCCUUAUUCCCCAAACCAGGCUCUUCCCCAAGACCCACCCACUUAAGCACUUGUAUAAAGCCUCCAGGGUUGGGAAUGGGAGUAAAGGGCAAGAGGGCUGACACAGGUAUGUUUCUAACCCAUAAGUACCCUAACUAACCUUCUUGAGCCAAACCGAAUGGUCAUAGAAACAGUAAAAGGUUAGGAUUUAAGAGCUAGGGAAAGGGGAGUCCUCAACCACUACUAACCCUCAGGCCAGCUUUCUUCAUGGUACUGAUUUAUUUAGCCAGAGGGUACAGCCUGCUUAAACCCAAAUUCCCCUCAGUGGAGAGAGACCAAAGACCCUGUGGAAUGUCCCUGGUCCCAGCCUCUAUCUUCAGGUCAAUGAAAAAAAAAAAAAGAUCUGAGUCCCCCAGGUCUGGGAAGGAUUUGGAGGGGUCAAGAAAGGAGUGGUUAAGUAGGCUGAAGGUUACAGGGCAUUUGAAUCCAAAUCACUGCUCUGGGCUAGGGAAUAGAGCCAGCAGACCAAGGUGGAAGGGAUUCUAGAGGGGGACAUUUUAGUCCCCCAACCCCAAAGCUCAGGGUAGGAGGGAAAACAAGGGAGCAGAUUGUCUAUAAUAUUUUUUAUUUUUGGAAUACAGCAGUAUCUGGCAGCAGGGAGGGAACAGUACAGUGGGGAAAGGCAUCUGACAAGGCCAGUUACAGCAGAGGAUGGGAAGGACAGAGACUCCCUGGUUUGGAAGGAUAGGAAGCAGGCAGACUGGCUGCCACUUCAUCAUUAGCUGGGCCCAUUCAUUCAUCCCACAAUCCUGAUGCACACUCCUCUGGACUCACUGGGCCUCAGUUUCUUCCCCUCAAUGGAAUGAGAAAUAGCAGCACCCGCCACAGCCAAGAGAUGAAUUCUGAGCACUUACCACGGGCACUUUAUGGACAUAAAAUACCUCUCGCUGUGGGACCAGAUAACCAGGGCACCAGAGCAGUGGUGAAGAGAUGUGAGGCUUAGAGGAGUCACUGGCUUCAGAGAAUACACGUUUCCUCCUGCCUGCCAGCUGGAGUGCCUGAAGCCAAGGAGUUGAGAAUCUCCAUACCCUACCCAUACCUCACCAGCUGACCUCUUGGCUCCAGGCUAGAGCCUAGAGAAUGUCAGGAGAGGAGGGGGUGAAAACCUGCAGCAAAAUUACCACUCUAAAUAAAUCCAGCAGUUAUGGUCUGGUAGCAACAGUACUGAACUGAAGUAAAGCCCAUGCUGGAGAGCAAACCUGGAAGGCUUAUUCUUCCUAAGCAUAUGUCUCUCCUGCUUGGACUGGACCAUGGAAGGGGCAAAGGUAUGUGGUCACCCUGGGAAAGUAAUAUUGGUGAGCUUGAGCAUCUUACUCCUAUACUCAUAGUGAGAAAAUGAGACAAGGUGUUUCAGUAGAGGAAUAAGCAGGAGCUGUUAAGCUUUUCAACUAACCUCCCAUAUAGCAGCUAUGUCAACCCCAAGCCUCUCCUCUCUGGCCUUGUUCUUCAUCCUUUCUGCCUCAAUGGAGAAUAAGACACCUGAUGAUCAAUACCAUUUACAUUUCCUUGGCAGUAGGAGGAGUAGGAAGAGUGAAGAUAAUUCCCCAAAGGUCAAAUACCUCUUGAUCUUGGGACAGGGUAGGGAUUGGGCAGUAAGCAUCAGGUAACUUCCCUCUACAGAGUCUAGAGAGCUGGGGCAUUAAACUUGGGGGACACUUAAAAAUACUGCCCCUUGAGUACCACCAAAUAAAGAUCUUUGCGAGACAGGAGGGGGAGUUCCUUUUACGAAUAUAAGUCUAUGAGUUGAAGUCUCAGUCCGCUGUUCUUCCUUAUCCCCAAAAAGCAUGGGAUAGAGAGGCUUGGGGACACAGCCCAGCAACCCAGCGGGAGCAACCCUCCCCCACCUUAUUUGUGUGAACCUGGCCAGCGCCCCUCUGAACAUAUUAUUAGUGUGAUUAUUUACUUUGUGUAUUUGUUACAUCAUGUGCGUGAUUGCCUUUGUUAAGAAUGUCUGAGGAAUAUGGGGCUGACAGGGCAUUGGAAUGCCGGGAAAGGACUUCUUCACUGAAAUCAAGGCUUCCUGGAAGGAACCAUUGCAAAAAGGCCAUCAGGCAGUUUUCAAGUUAUGUGACAAGAGGGCAAAGAUGGCCAUAGGGUGCUCUGAGUUUUGGGAUGGUCACAUGACACAAUCCAGCACUUGAACCUGAAAAAAGAAAAAUAAAAGCAGUCAAAGAGUUUA
This is a messenger RNA of Heterocephalus glaber (naked mole-rat), 3911 nucleotides long. It is a transcript of the gene Gdf11, whose product is annotated as growth differentiation factor 11. NCBI's taxonomy places the organism in Eukaryota, Metazoa, Chordata, Mammalia, Rodentia, Bathyergidae. The record is from RefSeq and is a predicted model, not a curated record. Gene Ontology annotation, molecular function: growth factor activity; cytokine activity. Gene Ontology annotation, cellular component: extracellular region.